This is a messenger RNA of Brassica napus (rape), 819 nucleotides long. Its product is annotated as NAC domain-containing protein 5-like. The record is from RefSeq and is a predicted model, not a curated record. Lineage: Eukaryota; Viridiplantae; Streptophyta; Magnoliopsida; Brassicales; Brassicaceae. Gene Ontology annotation, molecular function: DNA binding. The transcript is spliced from 4 exons. Bases 1 to 819 code for a protein of 272 amino acids. Gene Ontology annotation, biological process: regulation of DNA-templated transcription.
AUGGAAAAUCGAGUGGGUUUCAGAUUCAUUCCUACGGACCAGGAGAUCGUGGACUAUUACAUCAGGCUCAAAAAUCGCGGUGGUUCCGACACUAACCAUGUCGAUAAAGCCAUUAGAGCAGUCGACAUCUGUAGCUUCGAUCCUUGGGAGUUACCUUCCAAGUCACGGAGGGAAUCGAGAGAUCAGGUUUGGUAUUUCUUUUGUCGGAAGGACAACAGAGGAGAGAGACAGAGCAGAAAAACCAAGUCUGGUUUCUGGAAGAAAACGGGACCUACAAUGGAUAUCUUCCAAAAGAGAGGAGAUCGCGAGAAGAUUGGUGAGAAAAGGGUUUUGGUGUUUCACUUGAGCGGUUCAAAAUCGAAAUCAGAUUGGGUUAUGCACGAGUACGUGGCUACCUUCUUGCCUCCUACUGAUCAGAUGACGUAUACAUUGUGUAAAUUAAAGUUCAAGGGUGACGCCAGUGAUUUACCUUCUUCUUCUGGUGGUGACGGCGGCGGCGGUGAUGGUGGUUGCGGCGACGACGGUGGUGGUGGAUGCGACGGCGACGGCGGUGGUGGCGACCGUUGUGAUGGUGGUGAUGGUUGUGGCGGUGGCGACGGCGACGGUGGUGGCGGCGGUGGAGUUGAUGAGCAUAAUCAAUAUCUCAUCACUCAUAUGAACAACUCUGGUGGAUAUGAGGGAUUACAGGAUCCAAGUCAGUUUAAUGUUUCAACCGAUGAUUUCAACUGUUUUCUCAAUUACAAUGAUGAUGAGGAGGAGCAGGGGAAUACUAUGUUUAUGCAGUACGAUCGUAACGAUUACAGACCAAACUGUCCCUAA